GAGAUAGCCUAAGGUUAAUUCCCUAUUGUCCACGGCAGAUCCUGAUGCAUGACAACUUUCACACACUAUACAAAUCCACGAAGUAGCAUCUUACCCGAUUUCCCCCGGACCCAGUGCGUUUGGAGAGCGUAACGUUCUAGGAUUGGGCGGGGAGAAAACGCGCACAGAUUUACCUGUAAAACUACGCCUGUAAAGUCAGAUUUGAUUGCCGCGGAUCACAUCGAAUACCUUUGAGAAAUUGUCUUGAUAACAGUUUCGUGGCAUAACUUUAGUCAUAUACUUUACGAACGUAAUCAUGAAGAAAUCUGGAUAUUCAGGCAUUGCCAGGUCCACCAGUGGAAGGUUGAGGAGGACAGACAGAGAAGGCUCUUCUUCUAUCACAAGUCCCACACUCAAGAGGUCGUUUGAGGUGGAGGAGUCCGAUGCAUCCAUCAACCCCUCCCCACUGUCUCGCCGGACCAACCUCCGUUCCUCCACCUCGUCCUCCAACUCCAGCCAGCGAAGCUUCCACGACCUGGGCUCGUCCCGCAACUCUGACUACCCCUCCCGAACCUCACCUUCCGAAUCCUCCAAUCCCCGCUCCCCCAAGUCAAGCUUGAGACGCAUGGAGCUGCCUGGGGGAGGUGUAGGAGGUCGUACCACAGAUACAGCCUCCUCCCGUCGCACCGAAAUCUCCAUUGAAGUAUCAUCCAAGCAGAUUGACAGCUCACCCAGCCCUGGUAUUGCCCGCUUCGGCCUGAAGAGAGCUGAUGCCCUAAGUUCCCGAGCCGGAGCCGCCCCAGACAGCCCCACCACCUCCGUUUUGACAAACAGACGGGCAGAGAUCUCCCUCUCCAGGUCCCACGAGCCACCCACGCUCCCCAGGAGAGUGGACUCCGUGCCCACACCAACCACCCGGAUCCCUGACCCCCCUCAAAGGAGGACCGAGCCCUCCGUGCCUAGCCCCGUCGAGGCACCCACUUUGAGGAGACCAGAGAUGCCCGUCUUCAGACAGCCAGAGAUUGGGGCACCAACUCCGGUCGGUGUGGUGGAAAACAACGCCCACCACGCGCCGCCCGUCGCCCAUCUGACCAGUCGGGUGGAACCCAGGAGCGAGAGGACACAGCCCCCGGUCAGCGAGUUGCCCGUCAUCAGACCCACAGAGAGAAGCGACGUCAUUCCCAACUACAGCAGUAGAGCCAUGUCUGAAAUGGCCGUACCAGAUAUGAUGGUGCCACCCCCAGCAUUUCCUGCAGCAGGCCAGGUGGAGAAGCCUCUGCCAGGUCCUGGCAUGGUGGACUUCAGCUACGUGGGCAUUGAUGCCAUCCUGGAACAAAUGCGGAGGAAGGCCAUGAAGCAGGGCUUUGAGUUCAACAUUAUGGUUGUAGGGCAGAGCGGCCUAGGGAAGUCGACUCUGAUGAACACCUUGUUCAAGUCCAAGGUGAGCCGUAAGUCCGUUCUGGCCACGGCCCAGGAGAAGAUCCCCAAGACCAUCGAGAUCAUGUCCGUCAGCCACGAUAUUGAGGAGAAGGGGGUGAGGAUGAAGCUGACUGUUAUCGACACACCUGGCUUUGGGGAUCAAAUCAACAACGAGAACUGUUGGCAGCCUAUCAUGAAGUUCAUUAAUGACCAGUAUGAACAGUAUCUUCAGGAGGAGAUCAACAUCAACAGGAAGAAGAGGAUCCCAGACUCAAGGGUCCACUGUUGUAUAUACUUCAUACCACCCACAGGACACUGCCUGCGGCCUCUGGAUGUGGAGUUUAUGAGGCGUCUCAGUAAAGUGGUCAACAUAGUUCCUGUCAUUGCCAAGGCUGACACAUUAACCUUGGAUGAGAGGGACUUUUUCAAAAAGAAGAUCAGGGAAGAGCUGCGGGCCAAUGGGAUUGACGUGUACCCCCAGAAAGAGUUUGAUGAAGACGCGGAGGACCGGAUGAUCAAUGAGAAAAUCAGGGAGAUGAUCCCAUUUGCUGUGGUGGGCAGCGACCAGGAGUAUCAGGUCAAUGGCAGGAGGCUUCUGGGAAGGAAAACCAAGUGGGGAACCAUAGAAGUGGAGAACAUUGCCCAUUGUGAGUUUGCCUAUUUGAGGGAUCUGCUCAUUAGGACCCACAUGCAAAACAUCAAGGACAUCACCAGCAGCAUUCACUAUGAGGUGUACCGUGUCCGCCGCCUCAACGAGAACAACACCGCUGUCUCCCACGCCAACGGCCUCCCCGAACACCAUAUGACUUCCCAUGAGAUGUAGAGACCCACCCGUCCCUUCCCAUGAGCCCUCACUCCCCCUCAGAUACCAAACCAUCCCCCCUGUUCCUUCAUAUCUCCACCCUCUGCUCACUCUCAAUGCCAAACCUUUGUUUUUACCCUGGUGGGGGACUAACUGGGAGAUGGGGUUUGUGGUGUCAGCACCGUCAAGUGGCCAAAUAUUGACAUGGAAUGGACUGUUAGUGCCAAUGCAUUGCCCCUUAAUGAUAAUCGGAUCUCUGAAUAAGGGCGGUGAAUGCUAGCCUGGUUGAAAUGGCCGGAAAGCUACGUUCACUAGCAUUCAGUCCGGUUUCAAUAGAUUAAGGAAACACUAUUAAUGUACUGAAACCUCUUACUUUGCAACUCCAACCUCUUCUGCGCCUUAAUCUUUGUGUUUUCAGUUAUUCUGUUGUUCCUUUGGUCCCUCUUCUGUCAAGUCAGUUAACCAAAUCCACUAUGAUAGGACACCAAUUGAAUACAAGCUGUUUCAGAAGUGCUCUCAAACCUUUGCUGGGUUUAAACAUUUUGCCUACUUCCUCUCAUCAGUGUCAAUAGAUCUCCCGUACUACAUUCAACAUUCAAACUUGAAGGCUCCGCAAUGUCUUUUUUCUGUUUUCAUUGUUAGGGAGUAGUACUGGCCUGAGUGCUGGAGUAGUGCUGAUUAGUGAUCGGUGUUGACUUUUUAGAUGAAUGAAAAAGGUUUCAUUGCGAGAGGUUACAUUUCUUCUCUCCACUUCACCUGGCCGGGAAAAUCUCUUGAGCCUUGUAGUACACUGUGUAUUAGGGAGUCGAAGUUGUAGGCCUUAACUAGGGCCCUGAGUUUUAGCUGUUAAGGUCUUGUGGUCAGGAAGACAACUGGCCCUAAGUAUUUGUAUGAUGCAGAGGUGGGGGUACAAGCCACUGAUUGGCCCAGCAGGACACACUCCAGUCCUCUGGGUGGUUGCUACAGUGAUCCUACAGAGGUAUAGGUUCCACAUGCCCUCUGACUUUUUAAAUCUACAUAAUUGAUGUGAUUUCUUUUUAUAUAUAUACAAAUAUGUUUCAAGAGUGAUUUGAAAUAAAUAGUAUUUUUGCACAUUAGAAAGAUAAGAGUAAAACUACCCAUUCGUCCAUACACAAUUCCCCAAGCCAAGUGCAUUCAGUUCCCUUUUUCUCGUCCAGGUUGAGGAUUUUGGUAGAACCCCCGGCCCUCAUUAUGUGUCAUGUUUCUGUGCCUUGGCAUACACUAUUUCCUUAUUUAUUGGAGAAUGUCUGCUAGCCGGUGGUUUUAAACUAGAAAGAAAACAGUGAUGAUUAGGGCCAGGGAUUUUUCCUGAUCAUGUGACUAGGAAAAACUCCUUGCCUCCGUCAUUUAAUAACCAGGGAGUACUUCCUGGUCAGGACAACACAUGGUCCUAG
Esox lucius (northern pike) is the source of this 3615-nucleotide messenger RNA. RefSeq names its product septin-9-like. Bases 296 to 2221 code for a protein of 641 amino acids. Gene Ontology annotation, cellular component: septin complex; cell division site; microtubule cytoskeleton. The record is from RefSeq and is a predicted model, not a curated record. Gene Ontology annotation, molecular function: GTP binding; GTPase activity; molecular adaptor activity. NCBI's taxonomy places the organism in Eukaryota, Metazoa, Chordata, Actinopteri, Esociformes, Esocidae. Gene Ontology annotation, biological process: cytoskeleton-dependent cytokinesis. The transcript has 12 exons.